AAGUUUUAAUUAGCUGAAAGUUCACAUGAAUAUUUAGGUUUUUGAUUUAAAAAUAUUUACAGUACUUUAUGAUUCAGUACUUUAACUUGGUUUAGUGUUAUGGCUUGAAAAGUAAAUGACAAAUGUAUAUCUGUAAAAUUGUUUUUUGCCCUUGGAAAAUUAGUAACCAGGUAAACUGUAUGAACAUGACAAGUCCUGACCAGGUGAUUCACACAAGAGGGGCAAUAAAUGAAACAGAAAGACUACAUUGUACACUUGCUUGCUGCUUACUUACAUUGUGGUUUUUGGGGGAUAUUUUAGUCUCAUUCAUGCUGGUCUUUUUUUCUUCUGAAUCAAGUGUGAGUUACACACUGGAGGAGUGUGCAUCUACAGCUUAGUGACACAUCAACUUUGCUAAAAACCCCCUUUGAGGAACGAAGCCAGUGUGACUCAAACUCAUGGAGGCCGGUGGAAAUUAUUAUUCACAUACAAGCCACUGCUGGCUGUGGAAAUGAGUAUUGUAUUGCACAGCUUCCUACACAUCAACUGAAACAGACAUUGUCCUUAAAUAUGCUUCUUUUUCUGGCAGCAUGACUGAUAAUCACCUGGCAGCUGGUGGUUUCACUGCAUGCAGGGUGAGAACAAGCCUUUGAUUACAUUUCAUGAAACUGAGAGGAAAGGUUGUAAGAUGAAUGACUUUAAAAGUGGCAAAGCAGACUGACUUCUUUAUGAUUUGUUAUCACAUAUGAACACAUCAGUCCCACCCCGUUGGAAGAUAACAUAUGUGACAUACCUCUUUAUUUUCACAUGCUUUUGGUGACCACUGUCAGUGUCUGGUGACUUCUGUGCUUGAUGUUAUCUUAGAUACAUGCUCUUUUUUUCUCUUUUGAGGCCUUAGCUUAAUAGUAGUCUCUUUUCACAACCCUUCAUCGCCUUAUGUGUUGUUAGACACGAAACACAACUUAGAAAUCUAUCAAUACACGAAAACAUACUUGAGUAACAGCUGCCCUGAGAAUACAGAAAAAUGUAAAUGCAGAUAUGUCAGUCGUCAUUUUUAUGAUGAAUCCUCGAGAGGCUUGGUUUCACCUUACCCUACGUCACUCCAUGCCUCCAUGUGACACAACAGGAAUGCAGGAAGUUUUGUUUCUAAAAACCUUAAGUGAUGAUGGUUAACAUUUUUUAAAAAUCAUUCUUCAUGCUGCCUAUUGGACUGAACUAUCAUUUCGAUGAUCAGCUUGUGCUACAGAAGGAGAAGAGACUGCAAACCUUUGACAGAUAACAAACUUCCAUACGAGUAAGACAUGAGAGACCGGCUGAGGCACCUCCAUCAGGUGCAGACGGACUCUGAGGGUUUCAGCACAGUGGAGCUGGACAGUUUGUCAGAGUGUGAGGCUGCAACAGCAUCACGUCCUGACCAGGACCUGGAUGGUGUCCUGCAGGAGGCCCAACAGAUACGUCUGGAAAUCCAGCAGAUCCAGAACGACAUCAGUGAGCUGAAAGAUGUGAACUACCAAGCCUUAAACAAGACCUCAUACCCCACUGCGGCAAAGCGGGACUCCAGUGCAAUCGGGGCGGAUAUUAAACGCAGAGGAGAAGCUGUGCUGCAGCGACUGCACAUGAUGAGAGCUGUCAGAGGGGAACUCGAGGCCCAGCAUGGCAGCUCUGACCCAACGACACGCAUUGCUCAAACACAGUACCAGUGUCUUAGCAAUGCUCUGCGGGAGGUGAUGUUCAGCUACAAUGACUCCGAGAUGAGCCACAGGGAGGCGUGUAAACAGCAGAUCCAGAGGCAGAUGGAGGUGGUGGGCAGGGAGGUCAGCAGGGAGGAGCUGGAGGAGAUAAUGGAGAGCGGGGAGUUGAACGUGUUCAGCGUCCAGGUGGAGGGCAAAACCGCUCGCUCGGCUUUCCUACAGAUCGAGAGCCGACACAAGGAACUGCUGGAGCUGGAGAAGAGGAUAGAGGGGAUCCAGGAGCUGUUUCUGGAUGUGGCUAUGCUCACAGAGGAGCAAGGGGCAGCCGUUGACAGCAUCCAGAAAAAUGUCCAAAAUACUGAAGUGAUCAUUCAGGAUGCCAGGGUCCAGCUGGAUAAAGCCAUUGUACUGGAUAAAAAGAACCCUUUCAAGAAGUUGUUUUGUUGCUGCUUUCCAUGUUACAGUUAGGUCUGAUGAGGGCCAUUGGUUUUGGAUCCAGCCCACUGGUCCAUGUGGGAGAAGCUGCACUACAAAAUAAAUGAACAACCUUUUAAGACAUUGUUUUUAAUCAUCAGUCUCUUAAAAAAAAUCUGUUUUGAUAUUGACAAAACAAUCUCACCACAAGGUCCAUUUAGUAGCAGUUCUGGAGCUUUCAAUCAUUGUAAAAUAUUGUGAGACUCUAGCUGAAUUGCUCUGGUUCCAGGGCGAGGAUAAACGUCUGACAGUUUAUGGAAAGGUUUGAACAUUGAUAAUGAUGGGGUGAAGUUAGACAUACGUGUCAUGUGAGUUACUGACAAAAAAUAGAAUCAACGUAAUAUGGCUCAACUCAAUAACAUUUAGCAAGACUAAAUACUAUUAGCAAACAUCCAUACCAAUAAAUAGCUAUAUUAUGUAGUAGGGAAUCAGGCAUACAGUUUCAAUCAUGUAAGAAAGAUUUUGUCUGCUGUUUCCAAGGUCAAGAAUGAACUUUGAAUCUUUAAGCCAACAAGGAUGAGAAGUCCUUGAAGUGCUAAACAAAAUGUAAAUUUGAACAUCUACAGUUCCAACUGAGACUCCAUCUGCUGGUGAAGGUCAUGUGAUGUAUGAUCGAAAGCCAGUGGUGGACAUUCAGUACAUUCACUCAAAUACUGUACUUAUGUACAAAUUUGAGAUACUUGGAGUAUUUCCUUUCAUGCUACUUUAUACUUCUCCUUUACAAUUCAGAGGGAAAUAUUGUACUUUUUACUCCAGUACAAUUAUAUAACAUUUUAAGUUACUAGUUAUUUUGCAGUUUA
Messenger RNA from Siniperca chuatsi (mandarin fish), 2944 nucleotides. RefSeq names its product syntaxin-11-like. Bases 1281 to 2138 code for a protein of 285 amino acids. Gene Ontology annotation, cellular component: SNARE complex; plasma membrane; endomembrane system. The record is from RefSeq and is a predicted model, not a curated record. Gene Ontology annotation, molecular function: SNAP receptor activity; SNARE binding. Gene Ontology annotation, biological process: intracellular protein transport; exocytosis; synaptic vesicle fusion to presynaptic active zone membrane. The transcript has 2 exons. Lineage: Eukaryota; Metazoa; Chordata; Actinopteri; Centrarchiformes; Sinipercidae.